This is a messenger RNA of Hippocampus comes (tiger tail seahorse), 1079 nucleotides long. RefSeq names its product superoxide dismutase 2, mitochondrial (gene sod2). Gene Ontology annotation, biological process: superoxide metabolic process. The record is from RefSeq and is a predicted model, not a curated record. The transcript has 6 exons. Gene Ontology annotation, molecular function: manganese ion binding; superoxide dismutase activity. Gene Ontology annotation, cellular component: mitochondrion. The coding region runs from base 123 to 794 and encodes 223 amino acids. Lineage: Eukaryota; Metazoa; Chordata; Actinopteri; Syngnathiformes; Syngnathidae.
GUGUUGACAAUGGUACGGUCGCACGCGGCUGUCAAAUUGAACCAGCCCAACUUGAGUUCAAGGGCAGUUGUUGAAAAGGCUCAGAAAAAAUCCACUUCUGUCUCGGUAACAUCGUCACCAACAUGCUCUGCAGAGUUGCUCAGAUCCGCAGGUGCGCUGCUAGUUUGAGUCAAGCCGUGCAGCAGGCGCACAGACAGAAGCACACGCUUCCUGACCUGACGUACGACUAUGGCGCCCUGGAGCCACACAUCAACGCGGAGAUCAUGCAGCUGCACCACAGCAAGCAUCACGCCACCUACGUCAACAACCUCAACGUGACGGAGGAGAAGUAUAAGGAGGCGCUUGCAAAAGGAGACGUGACUGUGCAGGUCGCCCUUCAGCCUGCUCUUAAGUUCAAUGGAGGAGGUCAUAUUAACCACACCAUCUUCUGGACUAACCUCUCUCCCAACGCUGGCGGAGAGCCACAAGGGGAGCUCAUGGAGGCCAUCAAGCGGGACUUUGGCUCCUUCCAGAGCAUGAAGGAAAGGAUGUCUGCCGCCGCGGUGGCAGUCCAAGGCUCAGGCUGGUCCUGGCUGGGCUACGACAAACAAGGCGGAAGACUUUGCAUCGCAGCUUGCGCCAACCAGGAUCCUCUGCAAGGGACCACAGGCCUAAUCCCUCUCCUGGGCAUCGACGUCUGGGAGCACGCCUACUACCUGCAGUACAAAAACGUCCGGCCUGACUACGUGAAGGCCAUCUGGAACGUCAUCAACUGGGAGAAUGUGAGCGAGCGUCUCCAGACUGCAAAGAAAUAAAGACUAGUCCAUCCUUUAGGUGGCUGGGGAAAUAAAGUUUGUACAAUUUGGUAUCAUGAACACCUUGCACGGACUUCAAUUGCAAAUCCAUUACCACAGGUCCUCUUCCUGUUGAUAAAGCGCACAAAAAGUGACUUCAUGUCAAAAACUGACGGUUUAACUGAAUCUUAGUGGCUCUACAUGGAGUGAUGCAAUCAUAACAUGUUGGAAUCCGCCUCGGUAAAACCAGUUCAUGUAAUUCUUUUAGUUUUUUUGGAUGUCUAAUAAAAUCAUGAGGUGAAUGGA